This is a messenger RNA of Symbiodinium necroappetens, 554 nucleotides long. Lineage: Eukaryota; Dinophyceae; Suessiales; Symbiodiniaceae. The record is from the annotation of a GenBank genome assembly.
GGCAGAACCUGUUUGUCUUGCACUUUCCGGACCGAGACUACGCGCAGCAGAAGCUUGUGGACGCGCGCGGCCCUCUUGAUGACACCUGGCUUGGGGGCGUGCAGCGCUCUUACUGGGGCCCGCGCUGGAUGUGGUUUGCUCCCCACGUCUUCUCGUCGAUCGUCUGGUGGAACUUCGCUUGGAUCCAACUCAUCAAGUGGAUCCGCGCCAAGCACAUCUGGCUGCACCGCUUGAACGGGAGGAUUCAGGUGACGGCCAUGAUGGGCCAGAUCAUCACAGGCAUCGGCCUUGCUAGCGGCUCCCCAACGCACGGGGUGAAGAUGACGAGCACUGCUUAUGGUCUUGCAAUGGCCUAUGUCUUGGCAAACACGAUCUACUACGUCCGGAAGAAGGACAUCGUCCGGCACAAGUACUGGGCCACGAAACUCUUUGGCUACUCCCAAGCCAUCGCUCUCCAGCGGUGUCUCGGCUAUCAAGCAAUUGAACUGGCUUAUGCAGUUGCUGAGGGCAUGGGCUGUGGCUGGGAGUUGUGGACAGACUUUCUUAAACCCUAA